Molecule: messenger RNA, 1107 nt
Organism: Hordeum vulgare subsp. vulgare (domesticated barley)
Lineage: Eukaryota; Viridiplantae; Streptophyta; Magnoliopsida; Poales; Poaceae
Product: ferritin-1, chloroplastic-like
Exons: 8
Coding region: 66-830 (254 amino acids)
Biological process (GO): intracellular iron ion homeostasis; iron ion transport
Cellular component (GO): cytoplasm
Molecular function (GO): ferrous iron binding; ferric iron binding
Source: RefSeq, a predicted model, not a curated record
CACCGCACAAACCAAAUCCCGCUCCCACAAAUUCCGGAAACGCAACGCCGCCGUUCGACUUCGAGAUGCUUCCUAGGGUUGCGCCGUCUCCGGCCACCGCCGCCGCCGCGGUUGGCCAGCUCUCUGGUGCGGGGCUCACCUCCGGUUCGGUGAGGCUGCCGGGGGUCCUGCCGUCUGCGGCAGGGUCGGCGGUCUGCUGCAGGGCCGCGGCGAAGGGGAAGGAGGUGCUCAGCGGCGUCAUGUUCCAGCCGUUCGAGGAGCUCAAGGGCGAGCUCUCCCUCGUGCCGCAGGGCAAGGACCAGUCGCUCGCCAGGCACAAGUUCGUAGACGAGUGCGAGGCCGCCCUCAACGAGCAGAUCAAUGUGGAGUACAAUGCCUCGUACGCGUAUCACUCCCUCUUCGCCUACUUUGACCGCGACAACGUUGCUCUCAAGGGAUUUGCCAAGUUCUUCAAGGAAUCAAGCGACGAGGAGAGAGGACACGCGGAGAAGCUCAUGGAGUACCAGAACAAACGCGGAGGAAGGGUGAGGCUCCAGUCAAUUGUCACACCCUUAACGGAGUUCGACCAUCCCGAGAAAGGUGAUGCCCUCUAUGCAAUGGAGUUGGCUCUAGCUCUUGAAAAGCUGGUGAAUGAAAAACUGCACAACCUGCACAGUGUAGCUACUAGGUGCAAUGAUCCUCAGCUGACCGAUUUCGUUGAGAGUGAAUUCCUUCAGGAGCAGGUUGACGCCAUCAAGAAGAUCUCUGAGUAUGUGUCGCAGCUGAGAAGAGUGGGCAAAGGCCACGGAGUGUGGCACUUCGAUCAGAUGCUGCUUGAGGAGGCGGCUUGAAGGACAUAAUGACGGACGGGCAAGGGAAGAUGUAGGUGUCAAAUGUCAAGUAGUGGAGAUAAGCCAACGACUGGAUGUGGUUUUGGGGGAGUUUUGCAGUCGGGUUUGUAGGGUGCUAUGCUGUUGUGUUGGGAUUUGAAAUAAAACGAAGGGAGAUGUGCCACCCUCUUAAAUGCCAGUAUUCUGCUCUAAUCUUGUCAAAUUAACUUGUUGCAUCUUGGAGUAUGUCUACUUCUUACAGUGAUUAUCGAGGAGGAGUAAAAUAGUUGUUUCCUGU